Paramisgurnus dabryanus is the source of this 3415-nucleotide messenger RNA. It is a transcript of the gene cers2a, whose product is annotated as ceramide synthase 2a. Gene Ontology annotation, molecular function: sphingosine N-acyltransferase activity; DNA binding. Gene Ontology annotation, biological process: ceramide biosynthetic process. Gene Ontology annotation, cellular component: membrane. Lineage: Eukaryota; Metazoa; Chordata; Actinopteri; Cypriniformes; Cobitidae. The record is from RefSeq and is a predicted model, not a curated record.
UCUUCUUUCUUUCAUUCGCUUGCCUGGUUCGAUUCGGCUCUCAACAUCACCCGGCAAAAGUUCAUCUGGACUCUUUAAACAACGUUAUGAGACGCUAAAAGUGCUGUAAAGUAUACACGACAACAACAUUUCCACUUUUUCGGAAGCACGUCGAGGAACUGGCCUGUACUAUUCAUCAGCGGACUUCCAAAUAUACGAUACAACCAAACUGGGAACGAAACGGGGGGAGAAAACUCAAAGUGGAAAGAGUUAUACAGCUGUAACGUGACGCGUCCCUAUCCAUUUCCAUUACCUGAUUUCUGGAAACUAUGCUGGAUGACUGAGUUAUGGAUUACGAAGAGCGUUCAAAAUUGCACGGAUUAUCCUGAAGAACUGCGAGAUUUUAUUCACUCUUAUGCACCUUUGCUAAACUCAUCUCGUCUCAUCUGCUCACGCGCUCACACCCUUGCGUUUCGCACCGCUGCUGAAGAUGUUGUCCAGGCUAAGUGAGUGGUUCUGGAAUGAGAGACUGUGGUUUCCGGAAGGGCUCGGCUGGGCUGACCUGGAGGAUCGUGAUGGUUUCACCUAUGCAAAGGCAGCUGAUCUCUGGGUCACCUUACCCAUCGCCCUCUGCUUUCUCAUCAUUCGACAGAUCUUCGAGAGGACAGUUGCCCUUCGACUCGCUGCCGCUUUGGGUGUUAAGGAGAAGGUCAGAGUGCGAGCGGCGCACAACCCCACGCUUGAGACGUACUUCAGCAACACGACCAAACAUCCCACGCAGAGUGAAAUUGAGACUUUAGGUAAAAAGACUGAAUGUACAGAAAGACAAAUUCACAGAUGGUUCCGGAGGCGAAGGAAUCAGGAUCGACCGAACCAGCUUAAGAAAUUCAAAGAGGCCAGUUGGAGAUUUACCUUUUACCUUCUUGCAUUCAUUGCUGGCCUUGCUGCCCUUAUUGAUAAACCAUGGCUGUACAAAAUGGAGGAAAUGUGGAAUGGCUUUCCAAUGCUGACGCUAUUGCCAUCUCAGUACUGGUACUACAUGAUUGAACUGGGAUUUUACAUAUCCCUGCUGUUCAGCGUAGCAUCUGAUGUCAAGCGAAAAGACUUUAAAGAGCAAAUACUUCACCAUGUUGCCACCAUCCUGCUGAUAAGUUUCUCUUGGUGUGUGAACUACAUUCGAGCAGGAACUCUCAUUAUGCUGGUGCACGAUACCGCAGACCAUCUGCUGGAGUCAGCCAAGAUGUUUAACUACGCCGGCUGGAGAAAAACAUGCAACUACAUUUUCAUCAUCUUUGCCAUGGUCUUCAUCAUCACCAGACUUGUAAUCUUUCCAUUCUGGAUCUUGCAUUGUACCUGGGUGUAUCCUGUGACUGUAUAUCCCCCAUUUUUUGGAUAUUACUUCUUUAAUGGGCUGCUGUUUGUACUGCAAUGUCUACAUAUCUUCUGGGCUGUUCUUAUUUUGCGUAUGGCCAUCAAAUUCCUGCCAGCCAAUAAUAUUGUAGAAGAUGAGAGAAGUGACAGAGAGGAAACCGAUUCAGAGGAUGAGGAAGAAGAGAAAGAAAAGAGGGCACCGACGAAAAAUGGACCAGUGCAGAACGGCCACCCACCCCUAAACAACAACCAUCACCGUAAGGGAAAGUGAUGCUGAGGAGGUACAGCAAUCCCGUACAUGUGGACCAGACCAACAUACAAAAACCAGAAGUGAUCCAUGGAUUGAAAAGACCAACAACACACGCAUGCAAAUCUUUUGCAGUCAUACUUCAAAAACACUGAUCUCUAAUAAUGAACUAUUUAAAACACUAUUAACAAGCUAUGUCAGUAAAGAAGCAUUUUUUCAACAAAAAUGUUUAAAUCAUUUAGGGUCUGUUGAUAGUUGUCAAACAUGCACAUCCUUCCCAGUGUUUAAUAUAUUUACUGCCUAAUUGUGAAGUAGUGCAUAUUCUUUUUUUACAAUUUAUGCCAUUUUUAUUUUUGGGCAUCACACAAAUUUGGCCAACUUUCAGAUUACCCCAGCGGAUGUUGAAGUUGGCGGAAACUGGAAUUGUACCCAUACGCAUUUUUAUUUUACAAUUACAGUCUCACCAAGUGACCUUUAAGCGCCUGCCUUUCGUGGUUCAGUUUAAUUGAACCGGUCGCACAGCUUUAAUCUUCCUUACCUGCCUGUUGCGCAUAAUAUUUGUCCGAUGACUGUCGCUGUUGUGUUACUGAGAAAACGUUUGUCCGAGAGUCCGAUAUUUCGGUUUAUUGUGUGUCCUGUAAUACAUUUCUUGUUUAAACAAAUCAUUUUAGCUAUUUGUUUAGGUUUUUUACUGUUUUCCGUUAGUUUACAUUUAAUUUUUUUAUUUAAGAUUCAGAAGUUUUUGAAUUCAGCGAGGCUGAUAAUUUAUGCAGUAGUUUCUAAGCAGGAAAACCUUUAGCCAAUACUUUGUCUCUUCCAUUUAUAUAAUGAAUGAUUAUAUUAAUAAUCAUUUUUUGGUGCUGGAUGCACCUUGUAACUCUUUAUCAUUUGUAAAAAAUGUACAAUGCAUUAUAAUAAUCAACAAGCUAUUUACUGUAUUUGAAAUCUUGACUUGCAUUUGUAGUGUUACCAGAAAAUACAUUCAAAGUUGACCCAGUAUGUACUAAAGUAUAUACUAUUUUUGCUUUAUUGUCUACAGCCCUCAAUUAGAAAGCGUUAAGCCUAAAAUGUCAUUUAACAGUCAGGUCAGUUAUAUUUUCUUUUUUUUGUUUGUUUCUUAUUAUAAAUUUAUUGACAGGUUUACAUAUUGUGUUCCUGAAUCAAAGAUAUAACUUCAAUGCAGUUGUUCAUCGUGCAAGAAAUGCAUUGCAAGUGAAUCGGCUUUACAAAUUCUUGUAAGUUUCCAAAUGUUUUCGCAAGUGCCUUAUUUGUAAAACGCAUGUUUGUGUUGCUUGUCCCGCUUGUCCCAUGUAUUUCCCUCACGUCAUCAUCUCUCUACCUUCAAUGUUAAACUUUUCAAACCAUGCCACUCUUUUUGUUUGUUUGUUUUUGUUUACAUCAUUUAUUUUCAUCCCUUACGGCUUAGUGCCAAGACCAACACGCUCCCUAAAGGGUCCACUGCACAAACACAAAGAAAAACGAAGCUGCCAGUGUUUUUUAUGUUGUUUUUUGUAUCGACGUUAUUCAAGGAUGUAAGAUAAAGACUCUUGUCGAUGAAGGACUUAGCCAUUGAUUUGUAUGUGUGGAGAAACACUGUGUAAAUAUUUUCCUAAAUAGGCACAACUGUUGUAUGUAUCGUUCAAAAAGCAACAUAACACUAUGUAAGUAUGUUAAGAUGAUAUCACAUACUAGAAUCCUAAAAUGUAGCAUUAUGUACAUUUCAGCAUAGUGUAAACUGCACAUAAUACUAAUGCCAAAAAAUAUUCUGUUACCCAAACAAAUAAAACAUGAGCCUUCAAUGUUUGCCAUCCGAAUAUA